Messenger RNA from Lymnaea stagnalis (great pond snail), 441 nucleotides. NCBI's taxonomy places the organism in Eukaryota, Metazoa, Mollusca, Gastropoda, Lymnaeidae. The record is from the annotation of a GenBank genome assembly.
GUCUUCCUUCAGUUCAUAUCUAGCAACGUCGCUUACGUCAUGGCCGGAUAUGUCGCCAUCGAAAGAUGCCUUUGCGUUAGCAUACCUUUCAAGGUCAAGACAAUUCUGACUCCAAAGGUCACGGUUAUUAUUCUCUUGGGGAUUUCAGUAACAGUCUUUGUGACUCUGGGGCCAAUGAUGAUGAUUUUUGAGUUUGUGUGGAUCUUCAGCGAAGAGUACAACGCGACCAUCGCCAUAUACCAGUACUCGCCAUUCUACUACCAACACGGCGGCGAUUACUUGAGGAGUUAUAAAACAUGCAAUUUUCUGUAUCCUUUCUUGAGCUUCGUUUCCAUGGUGAUAUCAACAUCCAUCAUUGCAUGUAGCCUCUACAAGGCGUCGAGAUUCAGAAACAAGAGCGCUUCUAUCAUUAAAGCACUUGGCAAUGGCAAAAGUCAACCG